Cloeon dipterum is the source of this 1570-nucleotide messenger RNA. RefSeq names its product ubiquitin-conjugating enzyme E2 G1 (gene Ube2g1). Lineage: Eukaryota; Metazoa; Arthropoda; Insecta; Ephemeroptera; Baetidae. The record is from RefSeq and is a predicted model, not a curated record. Gene Ontology annotation, molecular function: ubiquitin conjugating enzyme activity. The transcript is spliced from 5 exons. Gene Ontology annotation, biological process: protein polyubiquitination; ubiquitin-dependent protein catabolic process. Bases 121 to 627 code for a protein of 168 amino acids.
GCACAACGUUUCGACUGCUACUUCGGCCUUGAACGAGUAGAAAAUAGCAAUCGUUUCUCUUGCUGGGUUUUGGUCAUUGUUAGGAUAAUUUUUCGUUCAAUUACCCAUCUAGAUACACACAUGUCAGAAUCCCAAUCAUCUCUUCUACUCCGGAAACAACUUUCAGAGUUGAACAAAAAUCCUGUCGAAGGUUUCUCUGCGGGACUGAUCGAUGACAAUGAGAUUUACAAAUGGGAAGUCUUGAUCAUAGGGCCUCCUGACACCCUCUACGAGGGCGGAUUCUUCAAAGCUCACCUCCACUUCCCAAAAGAGUACCCCCUCAGGCCUCCUAGAAUGAAAUUCAUCACAGAAAUUUGGCAUCCAAACAUUGAUAAAAAUGGUGAUGUCUGUAUCUCAAUUCUUCAUGAACCUGGCGAUGACAAGUGGGGUUAUGAAAAAGCAUCUGAAAGAUGGCUGCCAGUGCACACAGUGGAGACCAUUCUGAUUUCUGUCAUCUCCAUGCUAGCUGACCCUAAUGACGAAAGUCCAGCAAACGUAGAUGCAGCGAAAGAGUGGCGAGAAAACUACCCUGAAUUCAAAAGAAAAGUAGCACGUUGUGUUCGCAAGAGCCAAGAGGAGUGCGUGUAGGAAUCUUUGAAGGCCGGUGAAUUAUUCUUCCAUGUGAUGAUGAUUCAGCACGUGCCCCUCCAAUCACAACCAACAAGACUUUUUUGUCGUUUGCUUUUUUUACUCGGAAAAUCACCGCUAACUCUGCAAAUUUGAAAAUACAAAAAAAUACACACGAGCAUCAAAAUUACUAAACUUUUAACAAAUGAUUUUGUCUUGUUUGCUGCUUGCAUCGAAUUAACCUGUUUCGAAGUUUGAUUUCCAAAAUUGUAAUCCAUCCCAGUGUGAGCCUAAGUGCUUUCCCUUCUAUAUACCAGUGUAAUUGGCAACUCUCCUGGAAAAGAUAAAUACGAACGUGAUCAGCAUGGCUCAAACUGGAAAUGACAAACGAGAAUGAAAAUGUGUGACUGCAUGUCAGCUUCUUUUUUUAUUACCCCAAGUCCACAUUAGCCACCACAGGAUCUACCUCUUUCUGCUGAGCAAAGAGAAAAAAACCGCGGAAGAAGGACAACUUCUAGUUUCUCUGAUCUGCAUCUUUUACACAAACAAUACACCAGUUUAAGAAUUAUUUUGUGCCCAAAUUUAUUUCGCUUGUAAUAAAUAAUCACCUCCUGCUCCAGCAGCCUUGGCUUUGGCUUUAGUGCUGUGGGCAUAUCUAAUUGCAUGCUUCAUCAAAUACGAACAUAGCGAGGCAGAAUGUGCAAUAAGGUCUCUUCAAACUGAGGAAACUUCUUGGUUUUUCGAUUACACUUAAAAAUUGUUCAUGGAUAUUCAUAGCCAAUUUAAACAAAUCUCCGAGGUAUAUUCCAAGCCUUUAAUCUCUGCUCGACCAUAUUUUUAUUUUCAAUUGCAUUUUUUUAAUCUGAUUCUUUAAUGGCGUUUGAGAAUGUGACUUUGUAAACUUUGAAGAGGAUAAAUUAUGAAUGAGUAAAAAAUAAAGCUUAAGUAUGCUCUUUCCACAGAA